Messenger RNA from Caenorhabditis angaria, 1792 nucleotides. NCBI's taxonomy places the organism in Eukaryota, Metazoa, Nematoda, Chromadorea, Rhabditida, Rhabditidae. The record is from the annotation of a GenBank genome assembly.
AUGGAUGGUAUAUUAACACCUCUCCGAAUACCAGCUGAUAGUUGGUCAACAACAGAAGUUCGAAGUAUAACACAUACACAUCUAUGGACAAUCAAAGGAUUUUCACAAUGUGAAUGUCGAUAUUUGGAAACUACAGCCAAAAUCAAAGAUAUUAGUGUAAGUUGUUUUUUCGAUUCAUCUGUAAAAAAUCUAAAUUUCAUAAUUUUUCAGGCUACUCCUCAACCAAAUCUACCGUCCAGUUCUGGUGGUCUCCCAGAUCUUCCUGUUAUCACAUUUCGUAUUCGAUUACACCCUCAAGGAAAUAAAGAAUCAAACAAGGAUUUCACUUUCUUUCAAGUGAGUUUUAUUCAAUAUUCUCUUCUUAUUAUAAAAAAAAAUAAUUUGUAGUGUUUCUCUAAUCAAAAUUCAACAACAUCAAACACGCCAUCUUACAAAGCCAAAUUCAAAUUUACGGUAUUCAAUUCGCGAGCUGAAGAAACGCCAACAACAGUUUACUCGGGUACACAGCAGGUAAAGGUAACAUCAAAUUUUCAUAUUGUAAUAUACUCUUAAAAUGAAACCAAAAAAACUAAUUCGAAAAUAGACUUCUAACUAGAUUAUUUGCAGCUUCACGGGUACUUUGAAUAUAUUCGCCGCGAUGUUCUCAUAUCUCAUGUUCAACCAUCAGAUGAGCUUCAAUUAAGCUUGAAUAUUACGGUCACUUUCGAUACAAUUACCAAGUAAGAUUUUUUGAUUUUUUUCGAGAGAGAACAUUGAAAAAUAACUAACCCUUUUGCAGAGUUGUGCAUAAUAUGAAACCAGCUGGAACUCAACCACCAAAACCAGUCGAAGUUACAAGAGAUUUGGAAAAUUUGCUAAGAUCGGGAAAGCAUACGGAUUUCACGUUGGUUAUUGAUGAUCAAGAAAUGAAGACGCACAGGGUGAGAAUUUUAAAAAUUCACAAAUUUCACGUUCCAAAAAUUUUUAAUUUUCUGAAAUAGCAAUUUUCAUUUCAAAAAAAUUUUCUUUUGUUUUAAGUUUUUAUUAUUAUUUUUAUAAGCAAAUUUCCUUGAAAAAAGAUUAUUACUUUUAUAAAUCAGAUGUUUUCUAAAUUAUGUGUCUGAAAUUAACGAUUAACUAUAUUGUUCAUUUGAACAAAAUUUCUAUUUUGCAGACAAUACUCGCAGCUCGAUCUCCAGUUUUUGCUGCAAUGCUUGAACCACAUACCGAAGAAUCGCAAACGGGUCGUGUUAUUUUGAGAGAUAUCGAUUAUGAUGUGAUGUAUGAUUUGUUAUAUUAUAUGUAUACUGGAAAAUGUCCAACAAUGCAGCCAAACACACUGGAAAUACUCGCAGCUGCCGAUCGAUUCCAACUUCCAGGUCUCAAAGAUAUGGCCGAUGUUGUAAGUUUGAAUUAUCAUUUUUUUUAUUUUUAAAAAUAAAUAUGUUUUGUAGAGUCUGCGGAACAGUUUGACGGUUGAUUCGGUUUGUCGUCAUUUGGUGUAUGCAGAUAUGUACACGGCUUUGGAAUUGCGAAAAGAAGCAAUCAAGUUUAUUGUAUAUAAUGCGAAUGCGGUGACACAAACUGAUGGAUUUCGAUUGAUGUCGAAAGAUCAUCCGGCUUUGAUGACUGAGAUUUUUCAAAGUCUAGCCAAUGAUCGACAAAUUGGACCAUCACAAACAACAACAAUUACAACGAAAGUCACAGACACAUCAGGUAAAUCACUUUUUCAUAAAAUACAACCUUUUUCUAAAUAUUACCGUUUCCAGAGAGUAAUCCUCCUGUAAAACGAGCUCGAAUGAGUGAUGUUUAA